This is a messenger RNA of Cicer arietinum (chickpea), 1058 nucleotides long. RefSeq lists its product as uncharacterized. Lineage: Eukaryota; Viridiplantae; Streptophyta; Magnoliopsida; Fabales; Fabaceae. The record is from RefSeq and is a predicted model, not a curated record.
GAUAAUAAUACCUUUCUUAUUUACUUGCGGGUUUCUGGGUUAUUUUACACUUGCGUUUUUUAUUCAGACUCUCAUUCUACGAUAUCGAUACCCCAAUUUUCCCGCGAAACAAGAAGAAAAUGUUCAAGAACACAUUCCAGUCUGGAUUUCUCUCCAUAUUAUACAGCCUUGGGAGCAAACCUUUGCAGAUAUGGGACAAAGAAGUUGUGGAUGGUCAUAUUAAGCGACCACAAGAUGAAGACAUACAAUCCAAUGUACUGGAAAUAAUUGGAUCGAAUAUUCAGUCAACAUACAUUACGUGCCCGGCUGACCCUGCUGCUACACUUGGUAUAAAACUUCCAUUCUUGGUUAUCAUUGUCAAGAAUCUAAAGAAGUUCUUCACAUUUGAGAUUCAUGUUCUGGAUGAUAAGAACGUCAGACGACGAUUUCGUGCUUCUAAUUUCCAAGGUGUCACUCGAGUAAAGCCCUACAUUUGCACUAUGCCACUGAAAUUGGAUGAGGGUUGGAAUCAAAUCCAGUUCAACCUGGCCGAUUUUACCAAACGAGCAUAUGGUACCAAUUAUGUGGAAACACUGCGAGUUCAGGUCCAUGCAAAUUGUCGCCUGAGAAGGAUAUACUUUGCUGAUCGUCUGUACUCUGAAGAGGAACUCCCACCAGAGUUCAAAUUGUACCUUCCAAUGCAGAAACCAUGAGACUGUCAUGGGAGGAUGGAAUUGAAGCCACAAGAUGGUCGGAUGUUAUGCGUAGUUCUGCAUCGACUUCAUUGCGCUAAAUUUUUAACUCUCUUAUGCCAGAAGAAGUUUUUGCAACUGCUCUUUUUCCUUUCAGUCAGAUUAAGUUGUAGGAUGUUGUGAUGCGUUUAUGUAAUAUUUAGCUCAAUUUUAUUGGUGCUCUGUGCUUUUAUUUUUAUUAUGACUUACCAAAGAAAGAGGGUCGAUAUGUUUUGAAUGCCAGAGAAAAUAGGUGCUUGAUUCCUGGUUAUAGUGUUGUACUAUGUGGAUUAAGGACCCAUUUAUUAUGGAUUUAUAAAUGGUAAGAAAUAGUUUUUGUUAGAAUUA